AUGGUAGAAAGCUCCUCCUCGGCUGCGGCUGCCGGGGCUGCGGGUUCCCUGCUGCUGCCGGGCGGCUCCAUGGAGACCCUGCUUCGGCGCACGAGUCUGGGCGGUGCGGGCAUUCGCGUGCCUUGUCCGUUGUGCAGCAGCGUCGCCUGCAGCAGCUGCGCGUGCUUCGCGCUGCCGCCGGCGUCGAGUGUCCCUGCGCGGUCUUUCUCCACGCUCUCCGCCAAGCGCCCCAACAGCAGCUGUACCGGCGCGCAUGCACAUGCGGGCGACGCCCGCCUCCCCGCCGGCGGAGCCUCGCCAGGGCGCGCCGUCGAGCCCGCAGACGACUUCUUCGAAGUCGACGACCUCGCGUGCCUCUUGAGCCGCAACAGUUCAUGGACGCGCGUCGCCGUUCAGCUGCCGACGGAGAUGCUCGCUGAGGCGCCCUGGCUCUCUCACAGACUCCGCACGGCCUGCAAAAACAGUCGAGACUCUCUGUGCAGUGUGCUAGCCCGCGGCGCGGAGACGCCCUCGCCGGCUUGCGCCGGGGGUCCGGGCGCCGCCGGAAGGGGUGGCGACGUCUCUCGUGAGCGCGGGGCGCCCGAGAGGGACGCGGCCACGCCGCAAGGCGCCGCCGUCAGGAGGGCGAAUCUCGCGGGAGAGGAAAUCGAAACCGAAGACCAACUCCGAAAGAGAAUUAAGAUGGGAAUGAAAGCGGGCGAUGCUUCGAAACCGGGAGCGACGGCCGAGGACGGAGGGGGCGUCGCGGACGCUCACCAGAAGGAGACGUGCGGCGGCGGUAACGACCCCGCCAGAUGCAAGCCCGCCACCGUACUGGCUAAAGAGGAGAAGCGGAAGGGCGGCGUCGCGCCGACGUUUUUUCUCCUCGGAGACACUGUUCACAGCAGUUGCUGUGCCGAUCAGAUCGCCGCCUCCCACAUUGAGCCCCACGCUCUGAUCCACUACGGCUACUCGUGCGUGAGCUGGCCGGCGACCAGCCCGCCGUACCCCAUUCUGUACCGCUACACGUCUCUCCCGCUCAAUGUGUCGCACUUUUCGUGUUCGCUGUGUCGGAGGCUGAAGCAGCUGCGCGCUGAGAACCAGGCCGCUGGGCGAGAUGUCGAGCCGCGGACGCACUCGCGGGGGGGCUCGCCGUCUCCAGGUCGCAGCCCGCGUCGAGCCCAAGCAGACGCGCCGCAGAGCGCAAGUCGGGGCGAGGGAACGGGGCGCGGGCCGUCGCUGACGUUUGUCUCUUCGGCUCUGGGAGACGGUCUUUCGCUCUCCGCCGCUCUGCAGCAGUCCUCGUCGUCUCUGGCGUUCCGAGGCCGCGUAGGGCCUACGGCGCCGCCCUCCACUUUCCGCCCUGUCUCCUCGCUAUCCGGCGGGGGGAUUUUCUUCAGGUCUUCCGCGUCGGCUCCUCUCGUUCUUGUGUACGAUGUCAGGUAUCAGUACGCGCUGCCCUGCAUUUUGCAGCACCUCGCCUCGCUCUUUCUCGCGCCAUCGCCGCCGUCCUCUGUCUCCACGACGCCGCCACUGUCUUCCCCGGCCUCAGGGACGCCGCCGCUGCAUCCCGUCCGCAGCCCCGCCCCGCACAGCAACGGAGGAGACUCAGUCGAAGGGACGGCUUACUCUUCCGGCUCGUCCUCGCCGCGCACCUACGCAUUUUGUGCAACGAGCGAACAUUCUCUCCAGGCGGCGGCCGACGCCCUCGCGGCCGCAGAAGGGCAGCAGCACCAAGCCGCGCUCGGCGACCGAGGCAGGCAGAGGGAAAAGGCACCCCUGCGCGGUAUUGAACAAGGCGGCCCGCUCGUUCUCGGCUGUGAAAUCGCCAGUGGAGGCGGUUCGCGCAUGGCUGUUGUCGGCAACGCGAUGCAGCCGGCUGCGCCUCGAGAACUGUCCCCCGAGCGAGAUGGCAGCGACUGGAGACACUGCUCGCCCUCGCCUUCCGCGUCCUCAGACCUCAUCAAGCGCGUCGGCGGCGGCGCAGGCGACUGGCAACCGACCAGUCUGUGCGUGGCGUUGGCGCCGAGUGCGUGCCUGCCGUCCUCGAAGAGCUUCAACCUCCGCACUUUGGAGCCCUUGAGCCAGCGAGCGGCGCAGCAGGUUGAGAAACUGGAGGAGGAGGAGGAGCUGGAUCCCUCGGAGCUGCAGCGUAGACAGUUCUCGUCGCUCACGAUCUCGUUCGCAAGCCCCAGCGCUUCGAUGACUCUCCAGAGUGCCUCGACGCCGGGGGCGGCUUCGGCGGGUCCUGCGGCGGCUUCGGCGGAGCCGCCUUCGCCCGCUCCCCCGCCGACUUGGUUGUUCUCGCUUCCCUUCUCGUGGACGCCGCGGCUGGUGUUUCUGGGACCGCAGCUGCAGCCGGCGCAGAGGCUCCUUCAGCAGCAGGCGGCGGCCCGGGUAGCAGGAGGGAAGGCGGGAGGAGGGGAAGGGUUCUCUGUGCGAGCCGCGGGCGCGAGUUUGCGUCUGUCGCUCAACGCGUACACGACAGUCGCAGGGCGCUUCGUCUUCCAAGUUUUCUACCGGACCUUCGACCGCACCGUAGGCUUGGCGCCGGUGCUGCCGCUCCCGAGCUGCAUCGGCAGAGGAGCGUCCUCCUCAAAGCGGGCGAAGGCGCCUUCGGCGCGCCCUGAGUUCGUCCCCAUCGACGUGGCGCUCGGCGGUUGGUCCGCGGUGGCCGACUGCGGCGCCGGGGGUCGCGAGCGCGGCGGCGAGGUCGCGUUUCUCUAUCUAGGCCCCACAGUGGACUCUGCGCCCAGCGAGAGCCAGCCCGUCCAGCCGGCAGGCGCUGCGCGGUUCACGUAUACGUCUGCGUCGCAUCCUGCCGCGUACUCUUUCGCGACGGCGCUGGCUGGGGUCUCCGGCGAAGGGCCUGCCGGGGGCGGCGCGUGUCAGGCCUCGCCGAGCCUCGUCGUGGAGCGCGUGUUUGAAGGCAACGAGACGCUGGCAGGGUGGCGGAGCUACCGGGAGAUGCGAAGGAAACUCGUGCCGUCUCCGCUUCUCCUCCGGCUCCUGUUGAGGUAUGGCGGCGGAGACCGCGCGCGCGUGCUGAGCUACGACCCGACUUUCUUCACGGGGCCACCGAACCAGGAACACCUCGUUCAGCAGUUCCAGCGGCUGCAGCUUGUGGAUCAACAGCGCGAGGAAGAAGACGCCGAGCUGCUUCUGCUUUCCCCCGACACGACCGCCGACGAGGCUGAGGACUUGCCUGACGAGGGCUCCAGGCGCCGGCGCAGACCGCGGACGCUCUUUGGCGGGGUCGACAGGAGGAGAGCGGCCUCCCCGUCCUUUUGGUCGCAGCAAGAGGAGGAAGAACUUGCGGCGCUCGACGGCGUGGGAGAAGAGGAGAAGGACUACUUCCGCGCCUCGCUGUGCAUCCUGGACGAAGUCGAUCGCGCCUCGCUUGCGAGUCAGAAGCAGUACGCGCGGGUGACGCCGUUCGCGGAAACCACAACCUGCGCCGCUUUGCUGCUUCUGGGGUCGCAGGUCUACGGCCAGCCAAGCGUGUUGGCGUACGUGCAGAAGAAACUGCAGGACAUGGGGAGGGAAGACGACGACAGGCAGCCGCGCCACGUCGUCCGCAUCGCCAUGGGCGAGGUGACGCCUGCGAAGCUUCUGAACUUCGAGGAAGUCGACGCCGCGUGUCUCUUUGGCUGCCCCGAGCUGUGUCUUCGCCUCCAGCAGGAACAAAAGUAUCGCGGCAUUUCUCAGCUCCUCGUCCUCCCCAUUGAUGCGCUGGUCGCCACAGAUGAAGCGUUCCCCUGGUCGCCGUCAAGGCUGAUGAUUGAGGCCGAUGAACUCAGCCAGGAAAUUGCCGCAGUCUGUGCGUCUCAGCAGCGCCCCAAGGCCCCCCGCGCUCCCGAAGAACCAGAGAAGCGCGAAGAGGGCGAAAGCGCUUACGCUUCCCUGUCUGAACAGCUUUCUGAAGACCUUGUGGAGCGUGCUGGACAAGGCAGUGCAGGAGAGCAGCGCGCACACACAGAUGUCGCGAAGGAGAAAGCGAACGGCUGGGAGGUGGCGCUCAGGGGCGGUUCCGAUGCGCUUCAAUGUGUCUUGGGGCAAGAUGUGCUUCGAACGAAUGCCGCGCGGAACUACAAGGGUGUCACGUUUGGCGAGGAGGCGGUCCAGGAGCAGGGAAAGUACGAACGAUUCCCGCCGGCGCAGGAGAUUCUUGAAGGCCUCUCUGGCGUCGCCAGCGGCUAUGACAAAGAGAAACACGACAGGACGCGGGAGCGCGAGGAGGCGGGGGCCGAGUGA
Molecule: messenger RNA, 4233 nt
Organism: Besnoitia besnoiti
Lineage: Eukaryota; Apicomplexa; Conoidasida; Eucoccidiorida; Sarcocystidae
Exons: 3
Coding region: 1-4233 (1410 amino acids)
Biological process (GO): protein histidyl modification to diphthamide
Molecular function (GO): 2-(3-amino-3-carboxypropyl)histidine synthase activity
Source: RefSeq, a predicted model, not a curated record